ACUAAUCCGUAUUUUGCAGGCUACGUUCGGCUAGUAACUAAUUUGGGUAUGCUGAACCUAGAAUUACACUGUGAUAUGGUCCCCAAAACUUGUGAAAACUUUAUGAAACAUUGUGAAAAUGGAUAUUAUAAUGCUACCAAAUUCCAUAGGUCAAUAAGGAACUUCAUGAUUCAAGGAGGUGAUCCUACUAACACAGGAGGUGGUGGUGAAUCAAUAUGGGGAAACAAAUUUGAAGAUGAAUUUCGACCAAACUUAUCGCAUACAGGGCGUGGUAUUCUUUCUAUGGCCAAUUCAGGAAAACAUACUAAUGGAUCCCAGUUUUUCAUUACCUAUCGGUCAUGCAAACAUUUGGAUAACAAACACACUGUUUUUGGCUCAGUCGUUGGGGGUAUGGAAACUCUUUCAGCAAUGGAGGAAAUAGAGGUUGAUAACAAAGAUAGACCAAUCACAGACAUUAUUUUAUUCAGGACUCAGAUUUUCGUAAACCCAUAUGAUGAGGCAGAUGAGCAG
Leptinotarsa decemlineata (Colorado potato beetle) is the source of this 510-nucleotide messenger RNA. RefSeq names its product RING-type E3 ubiquitin-protein ligase PPIL2. Gene Ontology annotation, cellular component: catalytic step 2 spliceosome. The record is from RefSeq and is a predicted model, not a curated record. Gene Ontology annotation, biological process: protein peptidyl-prolyl isomerization; protein polyubiquitination; protein folding. NCBI's taxonomy places the organism in Eukaryota, Metazoa, Arthropoda, Insecta, Coleoptera, Chrysomelidae. Gene Ontology annotation, molecular function: ubiquitin protein ligase activity; peptidyl-prolyl cis-trans isomerase activity.